Messenger RNA from Penicillium egyptiacum, 1371 nucleotides. The record is from the annotation of a GenBank genome assembly. NCBI's taxonomy places the organism in Eukaryota, Fungi, Ascomycota, Eurotiomycetes, Eurotiales, Aspergillaceae.
AUGGGAGAGAAAGAUCAACAUGAUCUUGACGACCAGCUGGCCCCCGUUGGCGACCACGAAAGAGGAAGACGACCAGUUUGCCUAAAGUCAACUACCCAAGAGUUUCUAUUCGUGUUAUCGACAACAAUAGCAUUUGCACAGGAAUCCUUUUUCACGGGGCUCACUGUCGGUCUUACCGCCGUUAUUGGCCAUGAUCUGGGCAUGAACAUUGCAGAAAUCACCUGGAUAAGUGCUGGUUGCUCUCUCACAAGCGGCGCCUUUCUCCUCAUGUUUGGCCGAAUCGCCGACAUAUGCGGCCGCAAAAAGCUUUUCCUUUUUGGCAUGGUGGGAUUCACCUUUGCUGUCUUGGCUGCCAGCUUUGCAUCCUCCCCCAUCUACCUGAAUGUCUUCUCGGGCGUCAUUGGGCUAUUCUCCGCCAGCGUCGUUCCACCUGCAAUCGGCAAACUUGGCGCUGUGUAUGAGACUUCUUCUGUCCGCAAAAACCGCGCCUUUGCAUGCUUCAGUGCCGGGAAUCCACUUGGGUACGUAGGAGGUAUGGUGAUAUCUGGCAUCGCGGCAGAUAUUUCAACGUGGCGGACGUCGUUCCGCGCCCUUGCCAUUCUCUAUGCAAUCUUCACUAUGGCAGGCGCCUGGGCUUUCCCACCGGACGAGAGUAAUGUACCCCUGUCUAUCGAGUCCCUGAGAGAGUUCGAUGUCAUGGGGACGGUAUUUAUCAUUGUCGGUUUUGCGUCACUGACUGCUUCUUUGUCCCUGGCAGCUGAUGCUCCACAUGGCUGGAGUACGGGAUAUGUAAUCGCACUGCUUUGCGUUGGGUCCGCCCUGCUUGUUUGUUUCGUAUGGUGGGAGUCAAGGGCGCAAUUCCCGCUAAUGCCGCUCGUUAUAUGGCAGGACCGAACAUUCUCCGCGGUGCGUAGACCAUUGCUGGAUCUGAGGGAAAUAGUGUCAACUCAAUUCGCUGACAGAACACAUUGCACGCAGGUGAUCACUGUCCAAUGCUUAGGGGAGAUGGGGUUCUCCUCCACUACAUUCUGGCUCUCCCUAUUGCUCCAGAAUGUCCGCAAAGACUCCGCCAUUAAGAUCGCCCUUGAACUGCUACCCAUGGUCAUUGGCGGCAUAGCAGUUAAUGUUGUUUGUGCUUUUAUUCUCCACAAAGUAAGCAAUCAGGUCCUAAUGGGAGUCGGCACUGUGGCAUACACAGUAGCCUUCCUCAUCCUGAGUUUUCUGAGAGAAGAGGCGUCGUACUGGGCGUUCAUCUUUCCAAGCCUGAUAUUGAUGGUCAUUGGGGUUGAUGUUCAGUACAACGUAACAAAUGUGAGUUUGUACCGGCCUGCGCCGCAUGGUGCUCCACGCGGCUGUAGCCUUUUUGGUUAA